AUGAGUGGCCUCCGAUUCCUCGAUCUCAUCAAGCCCUUUUCGCCGAUCCUCCCUGAGGUUCAGCAGCCCGAAACGAAGGUCCCAUUCAACCAAAAGCUGAUGUGGACCGGUCUGACGCUUGUAAUAUUUUUGAUCAUGAGCCAGAUGCCAUUAUAUGGUAUUGUGUCUUCAGACACCUCGGAUCCUUUAUACUGGCUGCGAAUGAUGCUGGCGAGUAACAGAGGAACGCUGAUGGAGUUGGGUAUUUCACCAAUUAUCUCAUCUGGAAUGGUCUUCCAGCUUCUCGCUGGUACACACUUGAUCGAUGUCAACCUUGACCUGAAGUCGGAUCGCGAGUUGUACCAGACUGCGCAAAAACUAUUCGCCAUCAUCUUGUCAAUGGGUCAGGCUACUGUUUACGUUUUCACUGGCCUAUACGGUCAACCAUCUGACCUCGGCGCCGGUGUUGUCUUCCUCCUGAUCCUCCAAUUGGUAGUUGCUGGUCUGAUUGUCAUUCUCCUUGACGAACUCCUCCAGAAGGGAUACGGUCUUGGAAGCGGUAUCUCCCUUUUCAUUGCCACCAACAUCUGCGAGUCCAUUGUCUGGAAGGCUUUCUCCCCCACAACCAUCAACACUGGUCGUGGCCCAGAAUUCGAGGGCGCCGUCAUUGCGCUCUUCCACCUUCUCUUGACAUGGCCAAACAAGCAGCGCGCUCUGCAGGAGGCUUUCUAUAGACAAAACCUCCCCAACAUCAUGAACUUGCUUGCGACUCUCAUCGUCUUCGGCGCCGUCAUCUACCUUCAAGGAUUCCGCGUCGAGAUCCCAGUCAAGUCUUCUCGCCAGCGUGGCGCUCGCGGUUCCUACCCGAUCCGCCUGUUCUACACCUCCAACAUGCCCAUCAUGCUGCAAUCCGCCCUGUCGUCCAACGUCUUCUUGAUUAGUCAAAUGCUCUACUCCCGCUUCUCAGAGAACCUGCUCGUCCAGCUCUUCGGUAUCUGGGAACCCAAAGAAGGCUCCGCCCAACUCUUUGCUGUCUCUGGUCUCGCAUACUACAUGUCUCCACCAUUGAACUUCACCGAGGCUCUCCUGGAUCCCAUUCACACCGCUAUCUACAUCGUCUACAUGCUCGUUGCGUGUGCCAUCUUCUCUAAGACCUGGAUUGAAGUUUCCGGCUCCAGCCCAAGAGAUGUCGCCAAACAGCUCAAGGACCAGGGACUUGUUAUGGCUGGUCAUCGAGAGCAGAGCAUGUACAAGGAACUGAAGCGUAUCAUUCCUACUGCUGCUGCUUUUGGAGGGGCUUGCAUUGGUGGGCUCUCUGUUGCCAGCGACUUAUUAGGCGCUCUUGGAUCUGGAACUGGUAUUUUGAUGGCCGUCACUAUCAUCUACAGCUACUUCGAAAUCGCUGCUAAAGAAGGAGACAUGGCAGCUGUUAAGGGUAUGGUGCUGGGCUAA
Molecule: messenger RNA, 1431 nt
Organism: Lachnellula hyalina
Lineage: Eukaryota; Fungi; Ascomycota; Leotiomycetes; Helotiales; Lachnaceae
Gene: sec-61
Product: Protein transport protein subunit alpha
Exons: 3
Coding region: 1-1431 (476 amino acids)
Biological process (GO): SRP-dependent cotranslational protein targeting to membrane, translocation; post-translational protein targeting to membrane, translocation
Cellular component (GO): Sec61 translocon complex; membrane
Molecular function (GO): signal sequence receptor activity; transmembrane protein transporter activity; ribosome binding
Source: RefSeq, a predicted model, not a curated record